This is a messenger RNA of Cherax quadricarinatus, 2304 nucleotides long. RefSeq names its product cdc42 homolog. The record is from RefSeq and is a predicted model, not a curated record. Lineage: Eukaryota; Metazoa; Arthropoda; Malacostraca; Decapoda; Parastacidae. Gene Ontology annotation, biological process: endocytosis; establishment or maintenance of cell polarity; Cdc42 protein signal transduction. Gene Ontology annotation, molecular function: GTPase activity; protein kinase binding; GTP binding.
GUGAGCGUGGAUGUGUGUGUUGGUUGUGUUAGUGGCCGGUAGAGGGCAGUAGUGUGGCUGAUGAACUACGCCCAGCUGCCUGCUGGGGAACGUGAGAGAUGCAGACGAUAAAGUGUGUGGUGGUGGGAGAUGGAGCAGUGGGUAAAACCUGUCUGCUCAUCUCCUACACGACAAAUAAAUUUCCUUCUGAGUAUGUCCCCACGGUAUUUGAUAACUAUGCAGUUACAGUAAUGAUUGGAGGUGAACCAUAUACAUUAGGCCUUUUUGAUACUGCUGGGCAAGAGGAUUAUGAUAGACUGCGACCCCUUAGUUAUCCUCAGACAGACGUGUUUCUAGUCUGUUUUUCAGUGGUGUCUCCAUCAUCGUUUGAGAAUGUCAAGGAAAAGUGGGUGCCUGAGAUCACUCAUCACUGCCAGAAAACUCCAUUCCUUUUAGUGGGCACACAGAUUGACUUGAGAGAUGAUGCUGCUACAGUUGAAAAGCUGGCCAAGAAUAAACAGAAGCCCAUCACCUAUGAGCAAGGUGAUAAGCUGAGCCGUGAGCUUAAGGCUGUAAAGUAUGUAGAAUGUUCAGCACUUACACAGAAAGGACUCAAGAAUGUAUUUGAUGAAGCAAUUCUUGCAGCCUUAGAGCCUCCAGAACCCCAGAAAGGAAGGAGAUGUAUUGUUCUGUAGGGUAGGACACAUCCACAGUAAACCUUGGAGGAGCCCCAGGCAUAACAUGUGCAAGAUUGCCUUUAUUGGUCAGUAGAAUUUUGUGGAGUUAAUUGCCUCUGAAGCUAUUUGGAUGAGAAUUUGCCAUUGUUCAAACUACAGGAAUGUGUGUGUUUAUUAUUACAGUACAUGGUAUGUUCCAGUAGUGAAUGAGGGAAGAUGCCAAAGUUUGUAUUUCUUGGUGAAUGAAUGAAGCUUCAUGCAGCUUUGGGGCUGAACUCCUUGGGGGAACUUAAGCAACCUAAGCACAAGAAAUGGCUGCCAGGUAGCAUGGGUGGAGAAGUAGCAUUGUGCGGCAGAAUACAUUACUCGCACAACCUCCUUUUCCAUCACCACUACAAACCUAUUCAAUCAAUCAAUUUGGGUUUAAAGGCAUAGACUGUUGGUCAUUAUGUGCCUGUACCACAAAACUGUUGUGUUCCCACUUGCCCUAUCCGUUUUUCUGAAUCGGCAUCCUACCUGCACCACUUCAGAACCUCAUGGUUCCACCUCCCCCCCCCCCCAUUUAGGUAGUGUGUCCUUUCAUUUUUCACAAACUUUUCAUGUUAAUUUCUAUGAAGACCAUGAACACAAAUAUCAUCUGAUUCCAGUCAUCCCUGAAUUCUUAUUCAUUAUUCAUAAAAAAAAUGAUCAACAACUUGGUAUUAAAGUUCUCUUAGGAUUCACUCUUUUUAUCUCUUUGCCUUUCUCAAGCUUAAUGCAUCUCAUCCUAUUUACUAGUAAUGGAUUUGUAAGUGUUGAUGAAUUAAAAAAAAAAUAACCAAUAUUUGUAUGAGCUUAACUUCUGAUAAAUAACUGCCUCAGACUAUCAUAAGUUUCCUAUUCUUACAUAAAUGCUCAUAACUGAUAUGUAUUUAGUAACUAUAUACUUUAUUAUAAAAUUAGUGCAAACUUUAGGAAAGUGUCACUGGGUUAUAGAAUAUCUUGGUUUUGUGGGUUAAAAAACUAAGAUUAUCCCCAUGACAAGGCCAUUGAAUAAUAUUAUUAUUAUUAUUAUUAUUAUAUUAAUACUACUACUACUAUGACUACUACAAUACUACUACUACGAAGUGGUGUGCCUGAGUAAGAAAACUAGGUUUGAAGUAGGUAGCAUUUAUGCAAAGGGUUAUCAAUUGUUCACAUUAAAGCAUGUUCUUCCUAUUGUUUUGUAUUCAACUACAACAGAAGUUGCUUGUAAUGAGUCACUCACCUACUCAGUCAAGUGCUGAUUAUUGUAUGGGUGCUACAAGGCAAUUGAGAAUGUCUGAUGUAGUAGAAAUAAAUAUAUAUUGACUAAGUAGUUGGCUCAAUGGUAUGAAUCAUUAUUUUUGUACAAAAUCUGUAAAUCUGAAAGUAGUAUUCCCUGAUUUUCUAAAUUUCUGCUGCUUCAGACAGUUUGGUGAUAACCAAAUGGUUGGUAGCUACCUUGCUUCAUGUGUUAACUAACCCACCACUGGUCUUGGUAGGGAGCUCUUGUUUAAAAUAACUGUAGUUGCCAUGUUGACCAUCGCAAACAUAAGACAUUGUCUAUUAAAGUGUGAUAAAAUCUGAUCAUUUUGAGAGGAAGUUUGGUAUUUAUGGAGGGAGUUACAAAUAAACCAUUUGGAUUGGA